Messenger RNA from Ananas comosus (pineapple), 1937 nucleotides. RefSeq names its product L-ascorbate oxidase. The transcript has 5 exons. Gene Ontology annotation, molecular function: copper ion binding; oxidoreductase activity. The record is from RefSeq and is a predicted model, not a curated record. The coding region runs from base 68 to 1789 and encodes 573 amino acids. NCBI's taxonomy places the organism in Eukaryota, Viridiplantae, Streptophyta, Magnoliopsida, Poales, Bromeliaceae. Gene Ontology annotation, cellular component: extracellular region.
UCAUCAUAUAUUCUGAGAAAUAACCCUCUCAACGUUAACACACAGUUUCAUUUGGGGGGAAAGGGAGAUGAGCUCUUCAUCAAAGUGCUUCUCCGCAGCAGAAACCAAGCUGCUGCUUCUAUUGCUAUGUGCCUGCGCAUCAGCGGUUUUUGUAGAAGCGAGAGUUCACCACCACAAGUGGGAGAUAUCGUACCAGUUCAAGUCGUCGGACUGCUACCGGAAGCUCGCGGUCACGAUCAACGGGCAGACCCCCGGCCCGACGAUCGUCGCCGAGCAAGGCGACACCGUCGCCGUCGAGGUCAAAAAUAGCCUACUCACCGAGAACGUCGCUAUCCACUGGCACGGAAUUCGACAGAUUGGAACGCCGUGGUUUGAUGGAACAGAAGGGGUGACACAAUGCCCAAUAGUCCCUGGGGAUACCUUUAUUUACAGAUUCGUUGUCGACAGAGUAAGUAGUUAUUUUUUUUUUUUUUUUUUGGGUUUAAUUAUUANGGGGCUCAACGGUGUGAUCAAGGUGAUGGUCCCCAAGGGCGUAUCUGAGCCGUUCAAAUACGAUCACGAGCACACCAUACUCCUCAACGAUUGGUGGCACAACAGCACGUACGAACAGGCCGUUGGGCUCGCCUCCGUUCCGUUCGUAUUUGUAGGAGAGCCCCAGUCGCUUCUGAUCAACGGGCGGGGGAGGUUCAACUGCUCCCUGGCGACGAGCGGAACCUGCAACGCGACCAACCCCGAGUGCUCGUCCCCGGUCUUCACCGUCGUCCCCGGCAAAACUUACCGCCUCCGCAUCGCGAGCAUUUCCUCCCUCUCCGCGCUCAGCUUCGAAAUUGAGGGGCACAACUUGACUGUGGUGGAAGCGGACGGGCACUAUGUGGACCCGUUUGUGGUUCAGAACCUGUACAUCUACUCGGGCGAGACGUACUCGGUCCUACUGAAAGCCGACCGCGACCCGACCCGCAACUACUGGGCGGCGUCGCACGUGGUGAGCCGCAAGCCGGCGACCCCGCCCGCGACCGCGAUCAUCAACUACUAUCCGAACCCUCCGUUGCGGAGCCCCCGAUCUGCUCUCCCGCCCGGGCCGGCCUGGAACGACACCCGAACCCGGGUCGCCCAGAGCCGGUCCGUCCGGGCCCACCCGGACCACAUCCAACCGGUCCCGCCCAAACCGGACCGGGUCAUAAUCCUCCUCAACACCCAGAACCGGGUCAACGGUCGCAUGCGGUGGGCCCUCAACAACGUCUCGUACGAGCUCCCGCAUACUCCCUACCUCGUCGCGCUAAAGCACGGGCUCCGCCACGUGUACAACCGGGCCCCACCCCCCGACACGUACGACUACAGGGGCUACGACAUACGCGUACCCCAGAAGAACCCCAACGCGACGACGAGCAACGCGAUUUACCGGGUCGGGUUCGGGUCCACGGUGGACGUGGUUCUCCAGAACGCGAACACGUUGACGCCGAACAACAGCGAGACGCACCCGUGGCACCUGCACGGGCACGACUUUUGGGUGUUGGGGUACGGGUCGGGUAAGUAUAACCCGGGCGCGGACCCGGGGUCGUAUAAUUUGAGGGACCCGAUAAUGAAGAACACGGUGGCGCUGCACCCUAUGGGGUGGACCGCACUGAGGUUCCGUGCGGAUAACCCCGGGGUGUGGGCGUUUCACUGCCACAUCGAGUCCCAUUUUUUUAUGGGGAUGGGGAUCGUGUUUGAGGAGGGCGUGGAAAAAGUGGGGCGCCUCCCAGAAGCAAUUCUGGGGUGUGGUGAGUCCAAGAUUUUGAGGAACCCUUAAGUGAGGGCUUUUGAUUUUGAAUUUAAACUUUUGAUUUUGAUUUUGAAUUUGGUUCAAGAUUUUAGGGAAUGUGGCUUGUAAACUUGUGAGCUGUUGCUUACAAAUUUUUCGCCUAUUUAAUUAAUUGAUUGAUGAUAAUUUUGUUGGA